Messenger RNA from Cicer arietinum (chickpea), 1239 nucleotides. RefSeq names its product auxin-responsive protein IAA30-like. Lineage: Eukaryota; Viridiplantae; Streptophyta; Magnoliopsida; Fabales; Fabaceae. Gene Ontology annotation, biological process: regulation of DNA-templated transcription. The record is from RefSeq and is a predicted model, not a curated record. Gene Ontology annotation, cellular component: nucleus.
CUUCUUCAACUAAACUACUCAUUCCAAAAUGGGUAAAACCUCUACUUCUUCUUCCUCUUCCACCAACAGUAGAAGGAAAAAUGUUUCCUCAAAUGUUUCUUCCUCUAUCACACACCAAAAUACUACUACUCCACAUCUUUCUCCUGAUCUUAGACUUGGUUUGAGCAUUUCCACAACUCAACAAUAUUUUGGCACUUCCACUUCAAGGGGACAGUGGCAUCAACAAGGUGCUGAAGUAAAUGAUUGUAACGAUUACAAUAGCUUCUUUGUGAAGGUUUACAUGGAAGGCAUUCCAAUUGGGAGAAAACUCAAUUUAUUAGCUCAUGGUGGUUAUCAAGAGUUAGUAAAUACCCUUGAGCAAAUGUUCGACACUACCAUUCUAUGGGGGACUGAUAUGGAUGGAAUGCAAUCAGAGAGAUGUCAUGUGCUAACAUAUGAAGAUGGAGAAGGAGAUUUGAUUAUGGUUGGAGAUGUCCCUUGGGAGAUGUUCUUAUCAUCUGUGAAGAGGUUGAAGAUCACAAGGGUAGAUGCAUUUGGGUGUUAAAAGCAUAUAUUAGUGAUCAAAAUACUCUUAGAUUAUGUUUGAAGACUACCAAGGGGGUGAGAGAGAUUGUGACAAAGUGGAAAAGUGAAGGGUUAAAGACCUUUCAUUUGGAUGUUUAAAUUUUUGUAAAGUCCUUUAAGAUUAGGUCCAUUUUAAAAUAGAAAUGAACAAAGAAGUGUUUUAAAGGGUUAUAUAAGAAUUUUAAUCAAUUGUUUUUUUUUAUCAUUAUAUGAAAGUCUUGAAUAAAUAAAUAGAUAGACACAAUGUUACUUUAUUGUCCACGCCCCUAGUUGCUUUAUUUGAUUCAAAGUUUCUAGAAGUCAAAUUUUGGCUUCUAUGUUACCGACAUAAUCUCGUAAUAGUUAAGAUCCUGCUGCUCGGCACAAUCCACAAGGAAAAUCAACAAACAAAAGGAAAAUUGCACAAAAUUAAACGAGGGAUACGGGGUAGCAAAGUUGAAACUUGAAGCAGCUAAUGUGGGAGGAAUAAGGAGCAUAAAAGGGACAGCCAUAAGUACUAUGUCGAUAACAGUUAACUAAAGUUAGUGUAUCUUUUCUGCUCGAUGCAAUACAACAACCCAGAUUGAUAUGAGUUAGAUAAAAAAAAAGUUGAAUGUGUUUAUUAAAAUUUAAUAAACAUUCGAUGCCAAUUAUGUUAUUAUUAUAGAGUUUAUCAUGUUUCUUUCCUUAGUUUUA